This is a messenger RNA of Effrenium voratum, 1459 nucleotides long. Lineage: Eukaryota; Dinophyceae; Suessiales; Symbiodiniaceae. The record is from the annotation of a GenBank genome assembly.
UGCUCAAGCGCAUGUGACGCGGGCCAUGCGUUAAUCGGUAAUGAAGCCAAACGAAGCAUUAAUAUGGACUUUGAUCGUGGCACUUUGUGUGGCUGAUGCCGCAAAAGUGCGACAUGCAGACGAGGUGCAGGGCAACCACUCCAAUCAGUCCGGGCUAGAGGCCUCAGCCUUGACGAAGGAGGAGCCUCCUGUGACCGCAAGCACUCGCCAGACAAACGACACAUCACUGAAGUCGUCUGCGCCGAUGCUGAACUUCCUUUUCAUGGCCUACGACCGGCUUCCUCACAAGGAGGUAUGGGAGAAGUUCUUCCAAGCCAACAAAUCAGGCUCGGACUUCCGUGUCCUGGUGCAUUGCAAAAAUGCAACAAGUUGCAGAGAGGACUUGGCGAACCAUUCCCUGUUCAAGUUGGUCGAGACGGUUGAGACUGAAUAUUGCUUUGGCCUCGUCAGUGCGAUGAACGAGCUUUUGCGAGAAGCCCUAGCUGAAGGGCCAGGGCACCGCAAUGACAAGUUUGUUUUCAUCUCGGACACGACGCUGCCAGUCAAACCGUUCCACCUCGUGCAACAACAACUCGCCCACGAUACUGGGGCAGACAACAUGCAAAACUACUGCUCGAGUGAAAGAGACAGGUCGCACUUCUGCUUCUUCCCUGGGCACUGGCUGGAAUGGCCGCACAGCUAUGGCUUUCUGAAUUUCCUGUCAGAGUUUUACCCAUGGCAUGAUGUACAAAGCAAGCAGCGAAUGGCUGCCAAGCACCACCAGUGGAUGGUGCUUAGCCGGCAGCAUGCAGAAAAGGCUGUCCAGGAGGACGGAAUGUUCCCUACGCUUCUCAAGGAGCUGAAGGUCAAUUCUGGCUUGCCAGGGACCGUGUCCGGAUGCAACGAUGAGUUUUGGCAUUUUAAUGCCUUGUAUGCCGGAAUCAAUGUCACUGGUGUUUCGGACACGUCCUUGGUGCAUUUGGAAGGCAUGGCAGGAGGUGACAUCAAAUAUGAUUCUGAUCAUCUACAAGGUCAAUGCGACACCUUUGUGUAUUGGCAAUCAAAGAACGACGGCGAUGGCAAAGAGAAGCAGUUGGGCAGCCUGCUCGAGGUAGAUGCGUUCACGCAUCUCUCGCACAAGGCUGGGCACCCUUGCGAAUUUACAAGUUUGGGCAGCAGGAGCAUCCGCGCACUGCGAAAAUCACCAUUCCUAUUCGCCCGCAAGGUCAUGCCGCAGUGCACUGUGAGUGGCCAACAUCGCGGCAAGCAGUUUCGGGAUCUCGCCGACGCCUUCGACACACUUGUCUUUUCGGACGAACAUCUAGAUGACGAGGAUGACAGCCAGCUAUCUCUUCUAGCUGAGCAGCGUGCUCAUGAUGAAGAGAGGUGGCUGGCGCAAUCUUUUUUCAGUACCUUCUGGUAGACUGAGGCCUGUUUGUAGUACCAAGCUGCGAAAAUUAUCUAAAUCCUUUUCCAGAAG